This is a messenger RNA of Protobothrops mucrosquamatus (brown spotted pit viper), 398 nucleotides long. RefSeq names its product zinc finger protein 134-like. Gene Ontology annotation, cellular component: nucleus. The annotation marks the transcript as partial. Lineage: Eukaryota; Metazoa; Chordata; Lepidosauria; Squamata; Viperidae. The record is from RefSeq and is a predicted model, not a curated record. The transcript is spliced from 3 exons.
UGUGGAAAGAGCUUCAGUCUGAGGGGAGAACUUUAUAAACAUCUAAAAAUCCACACUGGAGAGAAACGGCAUAAGUGCCUGGAGUGUGGAAAGAGCUUCAGCAGAGGCGGUCUCAAGAGACAUCAAAGGUUUCACACUGGUGAAAAACCACAUGAAUGCUUGGAGUGUGGAAAGAGCUUUACUCUGGGUGAACAGCUCCGUAGACAUCAGUGGAUUCACAGAGAAGAAAAACCAUAUAAAUGUCCGGUGUGUGGAAAGUACUACAGUGAGAGGAACAGCUUUUUGUGUGGAAAGAGCUUCAGUUGGAGGGGCACCCUUUAUGUACAUAAAAGGAUCCACACAGGAGAAAAACCGUAUAAAUGCCCGGAGUGUGGAAAUAGUUUCAAUCAUAGGAGCAC